Molecule: messenger RNA, 915 nt
Organism: Colletotrichum higginsianum IMI 349063
Lineage: Eukaryota; Fungi; Ascomycota; Sordariomycetes; Glomerellales; Glomerellaceae
Product: Cytosolic Fe-S cluster assembly factor CFD1
Exons: 2
Coding region: 1-915 (304 amino acids)
Biological process (GO): iron-sulfur cluster assembly
Cellular component (GO): cytosol
Molecular function (GO): 4 iron, 4 sulfur cluster binding; ATP binding; ATP-dependent FeS chaperone activity
Source: RefSeq, a predicted model, not a curated record
AUGUCACUCUCCAAAGUGAAGCACAUUGUGCUGGUUUUGUCGGGCAAAGGCGGUGUCGGAAAAUCAUCGGUGACGACGCAGCUUGCUCUGUCCCUCGCGCUGGCGGGACACUCGGUGGGCGUUCUCGAUGUCGAUCUGACGGGCCCCUCGAUCCCGCGCAUGCUGUCCAUCGAGGCGGAGAAAGUGAAGCAGGCGCCCGGGGGCUGGCUUCCUGUGCCGGUGCACGAGGCUGUCGAGGAAAAGGGCAUCGGUUCGUUCCACGCCAUGAGUCUCGGGUUCCUCCUGCCGAGGCGAGGCGACGCCGUCGUGUGGCGUGGACCCAAGAAGACGGCCAUGGUCAGGCAGUUCCUCACGGACGUCCUGUGGGACGAGACGGACUACCUGCUCAUCGACACACCCCCGGGCACCAGCGACGAGCACAUCUCUCUGGCCGAGACGCUACUCCGCGACGCCCGCCCCGGCCAGGUGGCCGGCGCCGUCGUCGUCACGACACCCCAGGCGGUGGCGACGGCGGACGUCAAGAAGGAGCUCAACUUUUGCGUCAAGACGGGUAUCAAGGUCCUCGGCGUCGUCGAAAACAUGAGCGGCUUCGUCUGUCCGCACUGCUCUGAGUGCACCAACAUCUUCAGCUCCGGCGGCGGCGCCGUCAUGGCGCAGGAGUUUGGCGUGCCUUUCCUCGGCACCGUCCCCAUCGACCCCCAGUUUGGCGAGCUGGUCGAGUCCGGCAGGAGACCAGAGUACCCCCAGGGGACCCAAGUUCACGGGCAUGACAUGAGCAAGACCGAGACGGGGAGCGACGGUCAGUCCAAGGGCGACACACUUGUCGAGAAGUACCAGGACUGCUCGCUGUCUCGCAUCUUCAACGACAUCACGACGCAGUUGACGAGCACUGUCGAAAGCCAAGCCCAAUCAUGA